Penaeus vannamei (Pacific white shrimp) is the source of this 559-nucleotide messenger RNA. It is a transcript of the gene RpS15, whose product is annotated as ribosomal protein S15. Gene Ontology annotation, molecular function: RNA binding; structural constituent of ribosome. Gene Ontology annotation, biological process: translation; ribosomal small subunit assembly. Lineage: Eukaryota; Metazoa; Arthropoda; Malacostraca; Decapoda; Penaeidae. Gene Ontology annotation, cellular component: ribosome; cytosolic small ribosomal subunit. The record is from RefSeq and is a predicted model, not a curated record.
AAAGUUUACGUGAGCUUUUCAUACCCAAAAUCAAAACAGCAGACGAUCGCUCUUUCCCAGUCCUUCACAACAAACCACCAUGACUGACGCGGAUGUUCAAGCCCAGAUCGAGGCGCGCAAGAAGCGUAUCUUCAGGAAGUUCACCUACCGCGGUGUGGACCUCGACCAGCUCCUUGAUAUGAGCAAUGAGCAGCUGGUUGAAUUGUUCCCAGCCCGCCAGCGCCGUCGCUUCCGUCGUGGACUCAAGCGCAAGCACCUGGCUCUUCUGAAGAGGCUCCGCAAGGCUAAGAAGGAGUGCCCUGCUCUUGAGAAGCCUGCUGUUGUCAAGACUCAUUUGAGAGACAUGAUUAUUGUGCCAGAGAUGGUCGGUUCCAUGGUGGGAGUCUACAACGGCAAGACCUUCAACCAGGUGGAAAUCAAGCCUGAGAUGAUCAGUCACUACUUGGCAGAAUUCUCCAUCACCUACAAGCCUGUAAAGCACGGUAGGCCCGGUAUUGGUGCCACCCACAGCUCUCGGUUCAUCCCUCUGAAGUAAACUAUAUUAAACAAGCGGUGUUUA